Lodderomyces parapsilosis is the source of this 1569-nucleotide messenger RNA. RefSeq names its product C-22 sterol desaturase (gene ERG5). The record is from RefSeq and is a predicted model, not a curated record. The transcript has a single exon. The coding region runs from base 1 to 1569 and encodes 522 amino acids. Gene Ontology annotation, molecular function: heme binding; monooxygenase activity; iron ion binding. Gene Ontology annotation, biological process: sterol metabolic process. NCBI's taxonomy places the organism in Eukaryota, Fungi, Ascomycota, Pichiomycetes, Serinales, Debaryomycetaceae.
AUGGAUAGCUUUAACCAAACAGUGGAGUUGGCUGGGUCGAGCCAUACCAACCAAAUUUUCAACUUCCUAACAUCAAAUAAACAAAUCAACUACUUUUACCAAUUGUAUUUAUCAGCAUCUUGGAUUCAGAUUGUCAUUGCAUCGGUUGUGUUGAUUUUGUCGUAUGACCAAGUCAAAUAUCAACUAAACAAGGGGUCAAUUGCUGGACCCAAAUUCAAGAUUUGGCCGAUUAUCGGUCCAUUUUUGGAAUCAUUGGAUCCAAAGUUUGAAGAGUACAAGGCUAAAUGGGAUAGUGGUGCUUUGAGUUGUGUUUCCAUUUUCCACAAGUUUGUUGUUAUUGCAUCGACAAGAGACUUGGCAAGAAAGAUUUUGUCGUCACCAAAAUAUGUCAAACCUUGUGUUGUUGAUGUCGCUAUCAAGAUAUUAAGACCAACCAAUUGGGUUUUCCUUGAUGGAAAGGAACACACUGAUUAUCGUAGGUCUUUGAAUGGUCUUUUCUCACAAAAGGCAUUGGAGGUUUAUAUCCCAGUUCAGGAGAAAUACAUGGACAUCUAUCUCGAGAGGUAUUUAAACUACAAUGGACCAAGGAAAUUUUUUCCAGAAUUUAGAGAAUUACUUUGUGCAUUGUCCUUGAGAACUUUUUGCGGUGAUUACAUUACUGAAGAUCAAAUUUCAUUGAUUGCUGAUAAUUAUUUCAGAAUCACUGCUGCUUUAGAAUUGGUCAACUUCCCCAUCAUUAUCCCAUACACCAAGACUUGGUAUGGUAAAAAGAUUGCUGAUGAUACCAUGAAAAUUUUUGAAAAUUGUGCUGCCAAGGCAAAAGUACACAUUGGACAAGGUGGGAAACCAACUUGUGUCAUGGAUGAGUGGAUCUACCUUAUGAAGGAAGCUAAAGAUAAACAUUUGGAUGAUCCUGAAUCAAAAUUGUUGAUCAGAGAGUUUUCCAAUAGAGAAAUUAGUGAAACCAUUUUCACCUUUUUAUUUGCUAGUCAAGAUGCUUCAAGUUCCCUCGCAUGUUGGCUUUUCCAAAUUGUCGCUGACAGACCAGACGUUGUUGAAAAGAUCAGGGAGGAACAAUUGAGGGUCAGAAAUGGUGACAUGAAUGUCAGAUUAGACUUGGAAUUGAUUCAAAAGAUGAAGUACACAAACAACACUGUCAGAGAAACUCUCAGAUACAGACCACCAGUUUUGAUGGUGCCAUACGUUGUUAAGCAAAAUUUUCCAAUAACUGAAUCUUAUACUGCACCUAAGGGCUCCAUGGUUAUCCCUACUUUAUACCCAGCAUUACACGAUCCUGAAGUAUUUGAAGAUGCUGAAAGUUUUAUUCCAGAACGUUGGGAAAACCCUACAGGAGACAUGGAUAAACGUAACUGGUUACCAUUUGGUGUCGGACCUCAUGUCUGUCUUGGUCAAAAGUACGUUUUAAUGUUGUUCACCGGUAUGCUUGGUAAAUUCCUUGUGGGAGCCGAUUUGGUGCACCACAAAACAGACUUGAGUGAAGAGAUCAAGGUGUUUGCUACGAUCUUUCCUAAAGACGAUUUGAUCUUGGAAUUCAAGAGGAGAGUGUAA